This is a messenger RNA of Trachemys scripta elegans, 1353 nucleotides long. RefSeq names its product leukocyte antigen CD37-like. The record is from RefSeq and is a predicted model, not a curated record. Gene Ontology annotation, cellular component: membrane. NCBI's taxonomy places the organism in Eukaryota, Metazoa, Chordata, Testudines, Emydidae. The transcript has 8 exons. Bases 1 to 765 code for a protein of 254 amino acids.
AUGGAGCGGGGAGCCAAAGGAGCUGGGGGAGGCAGGCAGGCAGCUCUGCCCGUGCCCCUUCCAGGUUCCUCCCUGUUCGCCCUGAAGGUCUGGUCCUACAUCCUGUCCGGAGUUGGUAUCAUCACCAUGCUGCUGGGUUUCCUCGGAUGCCUGGGCUCCCUCAAGGAGAUCAAGUGUAUGCUGGGAUUUUAUUUCGGUUUCCUCUUUCUCCUCUUCGCCGCCCAGAUCACCAUUGGGGUCCUGCUGUACACGCAGCGUGUCACGCUCAGUGGCAAGGUGGGGGUGUUCGUGGAAGACGCCAUCCGGACCUAUCCGCUGGCAGGACCCCCCAGCGAGAAGCACCAGAGCUGGGACUUCAUUCAGGGGCAGCUCCGGUGCUGUGGCUGGAACUCGUACAUGGACUGGCACCAGAACCCCGUCGUGGACAACUCGUCUCGCAAACUGUACCCCUGUUCCUGUCACAACAGCUCCAGCCCUGGUGAGCGCGGCACUGGCACCAACACCACCGAGGUCCCGGCCGUGCAGGGGGCCACCGGGUUCUGCACUGCUCAGGGGGAGUGGCCGGUCUACAGGCAGGGCUGCGCGAACAGCGUCCAGGGCUGGCUGGCCAAUAACAUCAUCAGCAUCGUGGGCAUCUGCCUGGGCAUCGCCCUGAUGGAGUUCCUGCAGCUGCUGUGCCUGGCGCUGGCCGGCACCCUGGAGUGCAGGAGACUCACCAGUGGCUCCCAGGAAAUCCUGACCUUCCCCAGCAGCUCUGUCUCAUGAUGUUAUCGAUGUUUCUGUUUAGAAACAUGGGCCAGAACUACGACAAGCUGACCCGAUACUCCUAGGAAGCCCCUCCCGCCCCAGGGGGUGGAGGGGGAGCAGAUGGGCAUGAGCCACCGCCCCCCAACUGGGACCAUCCAGCAUGGGCUGAAGCAGCUUUCUUUCUCUGUCUGUCUGUUCCUGAGUGUUCUUGGCAGGGGGCAGGGCCCCUGGUCCAUUUCCCCCCAACCCCAGUGUGUCGUCCCCCGCCCUGUCCCUGGCCUGAGCUGUGCUCACCCUUUGGGGCAGUGGCAUAGGGAUGGGGCAGCUAUUUCGUUCUGUCUCUGGGUAUCUAUUAGUGGGGUUUGCUGCAGUAGGGAGGGGAAGUGCGGGGUGGGGUGGGGGGGGGGGAGGGAGGUCCUGGUACCUUGGGGCAGGGGGGGGCAAUCGGGAAGGGGCAGGAGGUUUGGACAUGUGAAUAUGUCUGUGUGCCAUUGAAUGUGUUCUCUACGGGGGGGACCCCCGGUUCCCCGCUCCCCAGGAAUUCACAACUUUUGUAAAAUCCACUUUGUAAAUAAAAUAAAAAUGUGGGGUCCCAGCCCUGAAAAA